AUGGGAAACUUAUUUCUGCGGGCAGGUUUUACCCUUUUGCUGAAUCUGCAACUUGGUUGUGCCUACAAACUGUGUGAUGUCACUAACUGGGCUCAGCACAGGGAAGGAGCUGCCAGAUUCACCCCACAUGAUAUAGACCCGUUCCUGUGUACCCACUUGAUAUAUGCUUUUGCUGGCAUAAUCAACAACCAAAUUGCCACUACAGAAUGGAAUGAUAAAAUGCUUUACAGAGAACUCAACACCAUAAAGGAGAGAAAUAACAAGCUGCACCUGGUGGCUGUUGGAGGAGGAAGAUUUGAUACCCAGAAGUUUUCUACCAUGGCUUCUUCUCAGGCAAAUCGCCAGAUAUUCAUUUGUUCAGCGAUAGAUUUUCUUCGCAAAUAUGAAUUUGAUGGACUAGACCUUGACUGGGAAUAUCCAGGUUCCCAUGGUAGUCCCCAACAGGAUAAGCAUCACUUUACCAUCUUGAUUCAGGAACUCUUGGCUGCUUUCAUGGAAGAAGGCAAAAGGACAGGACGCCCACGGCUUCUGCUUUCUGCAGCAGUGUCUUCCAACAAACAUACCAUUGAUGCUGGGUAUGAGAUUCCUUCCCUGGGGAAGAGCCUUGAUUUUAUCAGUGUGAUGACCUAUGACUUCCAUGGAAAGUGGGGAUCUGUAACGGGACAUAACAGCCCCCUUCAUAAGGGUUUAGCCUCCUAUGACCCAGAUCUCUUCUGCAACUGUGAAUAUGCCAUGAAAUACUGGAAGGACAAUGGAGCCCCAGCUACAAAACCUAUGAUGGGAUUUCCAACAUAUGGACGAACCUUCAGACUUUCUACUGAAAAAACUGGAGUUGGUGCUCCAGUAUCUGGUGCAGGUUCUCCUGGAGCCUACACUCAAGAAGCUGGUGUUUUGGCUUAUUUUGAGGUGUGUACGUUUUUGCAAGGAGCGACGGAGUCCUGGAUUACAGAACAGAAAGUUCCCUAUGCUGUCAAAAAUACAGAAUGGGUUGGAUAUGAUAACAAAAACAGCUUUCAGCUCAAAGCAGACUUCCUGAAAAAGGAGCGCUAUGGAGGAGCCAUGAUUUGGACUCUUUGCAUGGAUGACGUCUUUGGCACAUUCUGUGGUCAGGGAACCAAUGUCCUUGUCAAUACACUCAAAAGUUCCCUGGAACAAUAA
This is a messenger RNA of Gekko japonicus, 1158 nucleotides long. Its product is annotated as acidic mammalian chitinase-like. Lineage: Eukaryota; Metazoa; Chordata; Lepidosauria; Squamata; Gekkonidae. Gene Ontology annotation, biological process: chitin catabolic process; carbohydrate metabolic process. Gene Ontology annotation, cellular component: extracellular region. Gene Ontology annotation, molecular function: chitinase activity; chitin binding. The record is from RefSeq and is a predicted model, not a curated record.